UCAGUCGGUCGGAUCCACAAAGCCACAAACUUGUUCUCGCUUCAUCCAAGUGGCUCAGUACCCACUGAGUCCAUCCACAGAGGCUGAAGUGGGGAGAGGAUCGUGAUCUGGAAGGGGCGGUCGUCACUUUGGAGCUGGGAGAUGAACCCUCAUAGGACUCACUGAUCAUCUCCGAUUGAUUAUCUCUGAUUUCCUUUGACUCUCCGGCAACAUGAGCUCCUCUCCAGCCAACAUCCACAACAAACGUCUACCCUCGGAGACUGAGCGAGGCCAGAGGCUGCCGGAUGUGGAUGCAGCUCAACAGCUCAAACUAAGAGAGAGGCAGCGUUUCUUUGAGGAGGUUUUCCAGCAUGACGUAGAUGUUUACCUCUCAUCUGCUCAUCUGUGCAUCAGAGACUACAAAAGACCUCCUAUUGGCAGUAUCUCAUCCAUGGAGGUUAAUGUGGACUUGUUGGACCAGAUGGAGUUGAUUGACAUCUCCGACCAGGAGGCGUUGGAUGUGUUCUUCAGCUCCAGUGGAGAAGAAGGGGUAUUGACCUCCCCGUUGCCAGGACAAGGAAACAACAACAACGAGGACGUGAUCAGUAAUGGACUCUUUCGACAUGUCCUCGAGGGUCUGGACGCCAAGUCACGCAUGUCCUCCACGUCUUCAAACUCGUCUACUGACAGCCAGACCAUCAACGCCAACGGAGAGGACGCCCCUGUGGUCCAAUCAGACGAAGAAGAAGAAACACACACCAACACAAUGAAGAGGAGAGCUGAGUCUGUAGAGAUGAAGUCAUCAUCAUCAUCAUCAUCAUAGGACACUCCUCUCCACAGCAGAUCUCCACAGUAGUUCCAGUAACUCCGAGGCCUGAGGUAAAGAGUGGACUGAAGGCGGCCUCUCACCUGCAACUGUCUUCCACACUCUGGGUCUUACAGCUGAAUUAAACUUCCCCUUUGGUUUAUGACUGAUAGGAUGGCUUCUGUGUGUGUUAUAGAGGUGUGGACUCUAAAUGUAAAUAUGAAGUUUUCCUUAUGAUUCAUACCUUUUUUAUUUACAGUUUGGCAUGUUCUAGACUAGCAUAGGUGUCAAACAUACGGCCCGCGGGCCAAAACCAGCCUGACAAAGGGUCCAAUCCGGCCUGUUGGAUGACUGUGAAAUGCAAAAAUUACAAUGAAGAUCUUAACAGUUAAGGAAGUGGCAGACCAAUGUGAUCUCAAAUACAAUAAUAGCAUAAAAACCAUA
Messenger RNA from Sphaeramia orbicularis (orbiculate cardinalfish), 1228 nucleotides. RefSeq names its product dysbindin. The transcript is spliced from 4 exons. The record is from RefSeq and is a predicted model, not a curated record. Gene Ontology annotation, biological process: negative regulation of protein kinase activity. NCBI's taxonomy places the organism in Eukaryota, Metazoa, Chordata, Actinopteri, Kurtiformes, Apogonidae. The coding region runs from base 212 to 802 and encodes 196 amino acids. Gene Ontology annotation, cellular component: cytoplasm.